AUGGCCGAACUUGCUGCUAUCGCCUUGGCAGGCAAUAUCCUUCAGUUUCUGGAGGUCGGCAUCAAGUUGACCCGCACAGCGACAAGAGUUUAUCAGUCCACAGACGGCUUCAUAAAGGAAGACCGGGACUUUCUGGCCGAUACCGAACGCUCUCGUAAACUAGCGUAUCUUAUCCAUCAGAACCAAUGGACUCCCGAAGAACAUUAUGAGAGCCGCUUGGAUGAUAGCCUCAUGGAGACGGCCAAGAUAUGUGAGGCAUAUGCAUCCGAACUUGUAGCCCUUCUUGAUCCAAUGCGUCUUAAGUCUGGAGGGUUUCGCGGCUUACAAUCUAUUAAGAUUAGCAUGCUUCGACAAUUCAAGGCUAGGGAUGUUCGGAACCUGGAAGUGAAGAUGAUCGCAGCACGAGAUAAUCUUAUGCUUGCAUUGAUAAGUACAUCUUAUGUCCAGCAAUCAUCUGCUCUUAGCGCCAUCCGCCAGUUGAAGCAGCAAAACGCGGUUUUGGAAGCCAAUACUACAAGCAAACUGGAGUCUAUUGAGAAUCUCAUCCAGGGAGUUGCAUCUAUUGACGCAGACGGGGCUACGACGAUGAUAACGCAUUUGGAUAACCUUGCGACCGAAGCGAAACAGGUGAAGAGACAGCAUAAGCUGUUAAAGAGCCUUCGAUUUCCUACUAUUAGGCAAAGACACAGUGCUAUUAUGGAGCAUCACAAAGCGACAUUCCAGUGGAUAUUUACAAGUACCGAAACCGGUUUCGGAGAGUGGCUUGAAUCAGGUGAUGGAUUCUUCUGGGUUAAAGGUAAGGCGGGCAGUGGAAAGUCAACGCUGAUGAAAUUUCUUGCCACCCACGACGAAACAGAGAUCCGAUUGAAGACCUGGGGAAAAGGGCAAAAAGUUGUCACAGCGAGCCAUUUCUUCUGGAAUGCCGGGACGCCAAUGCAGAAAUCCCUGACUGGACUGUUUCAAACGAUACUUUACCAGGUUGUCAAGGUGUGCCCAGAGCUCAUUGAUAUGGUCAUUGAGUGCCGGAAAGACCCAUCGGACCUUAUGCUGGCAGAGCCAUGGGACGACGACGAACUUCGCAUAGCUUUCCAAAGGCUCUCAAGCCUAGAGUCUCUCCCUUUGCAUUUUUGCUUCUUCAUUGAUGGACUAGACGAGUAUACAGCCGGAAAGCAGCGUUAUACUGGCACAUUCGAGGAGUUGCUUGCCCCAUUAAGAGUUCUAGCUUCCUCUCCUUCAAUCAAGCUAUGUGUGUCUAGUCGACCUUGGAAUUCAUUCGACAAAGAGUUUGGCAGACUCGAGUGGCAACUUCAGCUCGAAGACCUAACAAGAGAGGACAUCAGAAGCUAUGUGACGGAACAACUGGGCGCCGACCAGAAAUUUCAAGAGCUGUCUAACAAUAAUCCACAAUGCUCUGAGAUACCAGAAACAAUUGUUCAAAGAGCCCAAGGAGUUUUCCUAUGGGUCUUUCUUGUUGUAAACUCUCUCUUACGAGGCCUUUGCAACGAUGACAGUUACACUGAUCUCCAACAAAGACUGAAUGAGCUCCCAGAUGACUUAUACCGAUACUUCGAACACAUGCUCUAUUCCAUUGAGAAGGUCUACUGGGACAACACUACCCGAAUAUUCAGAACUGUUCUCGUAUCGGAACAAUCGUUACCACUACUAAGCUUUGAAUUUCUAGACCGGGAAGUGGAUGAUCCCGCAUAUGCAAUCACUAUGCAGUCCCAGCCCUUGUCGAAAGAGAGAUAUAAGAGGAUCCAUCAGCGGGCGAAGACACGCCUCAACGCACGUUGCCGCGAUUUGCUCUACGUCACGAAAAACACUGGAGAAGCUGUAUUUCUGUAUCAAGUCGACUUUGUUCACCGAACAGCUAGGGACUUCUUCUUGGACACAGGGGUGAUAGACAAGAUCAUUCAGGAACGACCAACACAGGACUUCAAUCCGCAUCUCUCCCUCUGUAAGGUUAUGCUGGCUUUGACAAAGGCCCUGACAAACUUUCAGUCAAUCUCUACAUUCGUUGCUGAUCUCAUGUAUUAUGCACGCACUAUCGAAGACAUGUACGGCCAGCCUGACCUAUAUAGAGACACCCCAAUCAGUUUCGGCAGUUUGACCGAGAUGUUUGGCAUCUUGGAUGAAUUGGCAAGGGUUAAUACAGAACGGUCUGUAAAUCCGGAUGUUCAUCUGUUGGACAAUCUUGAGCAUCUUUCAAAAGAUUACUUCAAAAAGCCCCGCUUGAAUAACGUCUUGGCGCCUGCAGUCCAGGCCGGAUUGCUCCUCUAUGUCGAAGAUCGCCUUCGCAGGCACCCUUCAGAGCUUCAAUUGAAUACUGGCCGACCUCUGCUUGAUUACGCUCUACGACCAGGAAAUACUGCGACUAUGCUGAGGUCACCUUCAGAGACAGUUCCCAUUAUCCCUAUUUUAAAACUUCUCUUACACCUUGGAGCCAACCCUAACGCCAGAGUAGAUAUGUACGAUGGGAAAACGACAUGGGGGUGUUUCUUGGAGACUUGCCAACAACAUGCUGCGCGGAAACGAAGCCCCGAAGAAGUCGAAAAGAUAGCAGCUGCUCUGGAGCUUAUGAUAGACUAUGGAGCAAGAGUGGAGGGACACUUUGGCCCCCUCACCUUUAUGGAGCUUCUUGAUGAAAUCAACUUGCCACCUCAUUGGGUCAAUCGCAUCCAAGAGAUGACUGAAAACAAAGAUGAGAAACAAUCACUACUCUCAAGUAUUACGUCUUGGCUACAAUGGACGUAG
Messenger RNA from Fusarium oxysporum Fo47, 2754 nucleotides. RefSeq lists its product as uncharacterized. The record is from RefSeq and is a predicted model, not a curated record. The coding region runs from base 1 to 2754 and encodes 917 amino acids. NCBI's taxonomy places the organism in Eukaryota, Fungi, Ascomycota, Sordariomycetes, Hypocreales, Nectriaceae. The transcript is spliced from 2 exons.